Mauremys mutica (yellowpond turtle) is the source of this 3792-nucleotide messenger RNA. RefSeq names its product matrix metallopeptidase 9 (gene MMP9). Gene Ontology annotation, biological process: extracellular matrix organization; proteolysis; collagen catabolic process. Gene Ontology annotation, molecular function: metalloendopeptidase activity; zinc ion binding. Gene Ontology annotation, cellular component: extracellular matrix. NCBI's taxonomy places the organism in Eukaryota, Metazoa, Chordata, Testudines, Geoemydidae. The record is from RefSeq and is a predicted model, not a curated record. Bases 1068 to 3137 code for a protein of 689 amino acids. The transcript is spliced from 13 exons.
GAGGGCCCCAAGGUGGUCGGCGGCAAAGGACUGUGGGAGCCGUGCCUGGUGGCUCUGCACUGGUGCAGUGCACGUGUGGGCAGCUCCUUCCCUGUACCACCAAGCACCAUAGUCAGCCAGGCCUGGGCCCCCUGGGCACGUUGCUCCCCCGGACCAUUCCCCCACCCCUCUCCCAUAGGGCACCAUCUCCUGGCACAAGAGACCUGCUCCUUCCUCUGAGGCAGCUGGUUCUGGCUGCGUCCGAGGCAGGCGGCUGGGCUGGACGAGCCAUGGGGAGCUGGACGGGCAUCCUGAGGUGCCUAUAAGUCAAAAUGUUCUUACGAAAUAGGUCACUGGGGGACCUGUAUCUGGAGCCCCCUGCAUCAAAUUACCCCAAACUUGCCCCACAAGCUGCACCCUUGAUGCUGCCCCAACAGGCCAGUUUGUGGGUGGAUCUGACUAUGCACGUGGGUUUACGAGGUCUUUGCAGGUUCCCCUCUAAGCAGCAGUGCCAUUGCAGGGCUAACUUGGGCGUCUUCCCACCUCAGGGCGUGGGUCUGCUUCUCUGCUCGUUUACUCCACCAAGCAGAAUUACCCCCUUGGAGCUGGGCCAAGGAACAGACACCUGGCCCCAGUCCAGCCCCGAAUUCAUACAGGGCCUGGGGGAGCAGCUGUCGCCCCAAACCCAUUUGAGAGAACCAGGUUCAGGCAGCAAACCUUUGUGAUGAGUUUCACAGGCCGUGAGCGUCCCAGCGCCGAAGCCUGGGGAGGAGGCCCCUCUGCUGGGGCCGGUGUCUGCUUGCCAGCUGGGCAUGAGGCCUGUCCAGCCCCUCCCCCUGCUCUUGCCUCACAGGAUGUCCUGCUUCCUGCAAAGGGCCCUGUGCUUUGGUAAACAAGGUGUUGAAAUAGUUAAAGGUCUGAGCAAAGCCCCAAGGGCUUGAGUCACCUCGGCUGGGAGAGGGGCUGAGUGACUCACCCCCCCCCACAGCAUAAAUAGGAGCUGGCAGCUCUACACUGCACAGAGCCGCAGGCAGCCGGGUACCCAGAGCCAGCCAGCCAGCACAGGGACUUCCGCCCGCUGCCUCGCCAUGGGGCUCGCUCUCCUGGCCCCGCUAGCCAUGGGGCUCCUGGCCCUGAGCUGCUGGGCUGCACCACUCCACGCCAAGCCCCAGGCUGUGAUCACUUUCCCGGGGGAGCUGGUCAGUAAUCUGACGGAUCUGCAGCUUGCAGAAAGCUACCUGCUGCGCUUCGGCUACACGGAGUCCGAGGGGCAGACCCGCAGCAGGCAGGUGUCCAUGGGCAAGGCACUCAGGAGGAUGCAGAAGCAGCUGGGCCUGGAGGAGACGGGGAAGCUGGAUGCCAGCACGUUGGAUGCCAUGCGGGCACCUCGCUGCGGCGUCCCCGAUGUGGGCAGAUUCCUCACCUUCGAAGGAGACCUCAAGUGGGAUCACAAUGACCUCACUUACCGGGUACUAAACUACUCCCCAGACCUGGACGCCUCUGUGAUAGACGAUGCCUUUGCACGAGCCUUCAAGGUGUGGAGUGACGUGACCCCGCUCACCUUCACCCGGCUGCAGAGCGGCGAGGCCGACAUCAUGAUCCAGUUUGGCACCAACGAGCACGGUGACGGGUAUCCAUUUGACGGGAAGGACGGACUUCUGGCUCACGCUUUCCCCCCUGGCAAAGGGGUACAGGGAGAUGCCCACUUUGAUGACGACGAGUUCUGGACGCUGGGAACAGGGAUAGUGGUGAAAACCAGCUAUGGGAAUGCCAACGGGGCUGCCUGCCACUUCCCCUUCACCUUCGAGGGACAGUCCUACUCUACCUGCAUCUCGGAGGGGCGCUCCGACGGGCUGCCCUGGUGCGCCACCACCCCCAACUAUGACACGGACAAGGUGUACGGCUUCUGCCCGAGCGAGCUUCUCUACACCUACGACGGCAACAGCAACGGUGCCAAGUGCGUCUUCCCCUUCAUCUUCGAGGGGAAGUCCUACGAUGCCUGCACCACAGACGGGCGCUCUGAUGGCUACCGCUGGUGCGCCACCACCGCCAGCUUCGACCAGGACAAGAAAUACGGGUUCUGCCCCAACAGAGACACAGCUGUAAUUGGCGGGAACUCCCAGGGCGACCCAUGUGUGUUCCCGUUCACCUUCCUGGGCCAGACCUACAGCGCGUGCACCAGUGAGGGGCGGCAGGAUGGGAAGCUCUGGUGUGCCACCACCAGCAACUACGACACCGACCACAAGUGGGGCUUCUGUCCCGACCAAGGUUACAGCCUCUUCCUGGUUGCUGCCCAUGAGUUCGGCCAUUCUCUGGGCCUGGACCACUCCAGUGUCCGCGAGGCCUUGAUGUACCCCAUGUACAGCUACAUCAAGGACUUCCACCUGCACCCGGACGAUGUCAGCGGCAUCCAGUUCCUCUAUGGCCGGGGCUCUGGUCCUGCACCAACAGCCCAGGUGCCAGACAUCCCUGACCAGACAACCACACAAGCCGAGGACACCACAACCACAGCAGAGCCUGACUCAGCCACGGAGGACGACUAUCCCCUGCCAACUGAGCCCAGCCCUGUGGACCCCAGCAGUGAUGCCUGCAAAGUGAAUUCCUUCGACGCCAUCACCGAGAUCAACGGGGAGCUGCAUUUCUUCAAGAGCGGGAAUUACUGGAAAAGCUCCGUGUCCCGGAAGGGGACAAUUCAGGGCCCAUUCCGGAUCUCGGCCACGUGGCCAGCCCUCCCGGCCCUCAUCAACGCCGCCUUCCAGGAUGUGCUCACCAAGAAGCUCUUCUUCUUCUCGGGUGGGCGUUUCUGGGUGUACACGGGCAGCAGCGUCGUGGGCCCCCGCGGCAUCGAGAAGCUGGGCAUUGGCAAGGAGGCAGAGCGGAUCUCGGGGGCCCUGCAGAGGGGGCGCGGCAAAGUGCUGCUCUUCAGUGGGGAGAAGUACUGGAGGCUGGACAUGAAAGUCCAGAAGGUGGACAAGGGCUACCCGCGUCUCACGGAUGACACCUUUGCUGGCGUGCCCCUCAAUGCCCACGAUGUCUUCCUCUACCAAGGAAAGUACCACUUCUGCCAGGACCGUUUCUACUGGCGAAUGACUCCGCGCUACCAGGUGGAGCGGGUGGGCUACGUGAAAUACGACAUCCUGAACUGCCCAGAGCAGUAGGGCCCAGGCUGCUUCACCUGCACCAGAGCCAACCAGCCCCUCUCCCCGCCAGCCGCUCGUUCAUCCCCGCACCAGAGCCGGCCGGCGCCUCUCCCCGCUAGUGGCUCGUUCAUCCCUGCAGACUCUUGUUUUUUCUUGUUUUGUUCCGUGUGGCAGCCUGAGUCCGGCAGGGGAGGUGAAGGAGGUGGCACGUGGAAUCUCUGCCCAGGGCUGCCCUCCAGCCCCAGGCGGGUCCAGGGAGGGAUGGGCCCUGCUUUCCAGAGACUCUGGGCAGCCUAGAGGUGACCGCCUCUGGGAGCUGUAAUAUCCUGGUCCCUCAGCGCCAGCUGCAUCCUGGGGGGUGGGGAGAACAGGGCGCUUUAGCUAAAGGCUCUCGUCCCUGGCCCGGUGGCGGCCCCAUGCCUGCGUGUGCUGCACGGGUUGGUUUGCCUGGUGCAAACUGCUCAGAGAUUUGUAAGCGACUUUGUCUUUUUCCAAAGUUGAUUAAGUCCGUGUCUGUCUGUCUGGGUUUGCUCAGGAGCUGGUGCCUGCGCACUGGGGGCCUGGUGGGUGCCAUCAGCCUCAGUGGGCGCAGGGAGUGCUGGGCGUGGCCCUCGCUCUCUCUCCUGCUGCCAUUUUUGUACCUUGUACAUUUUUAAUAAAGAGAAUCCUGGAG